Molecule: messenger RNA, 3345 nt
Organism: Nannizzia gypsea CBS 118893
Lineage: Eukaryota; Fungi; Ascomycota; Eurotiomycetes; Onygenales; Arthrodermataceae
Product: GTPase-activating protein GYP2
Exons: 4
Coding region: 1-3345 (1114 amino acids)
Molecular function (GO): calcium ion binding
Source: RefSeq, a predicted model, not a curated record
AUGUUCCAGAUCUCGUCGCUUGUCCAGAAGGCUCAGUCGCUGGUAGACCCGUCGAACUUCGGCUUCCCUGCACCCGCCGCCUCUGAUCGAAACCCGUCCAAGGCAGCGCUCUUCCGCCAGCAGUUCCGCCUCCCAGACUCCCAGAAUCCGCUGCAGGAGAUAUCAGCCGAGCUCGUCCUGCCGCUGCCCUACUCGUCCUCGAGCUCGACCCACGGCGAACGAGCCAAGGACGCUGGCCGUUCUGGCAACCGUCGUCAGAUUCUCUCUCCGUCUGCGUUUACGGGACAGACGCAUGGGACCGGCCCGUCGGGCAACGGCUUCACAUUACCCCUCUGUGCGAUACGACGAGUCGAGAGGCUGAAUAGCCACGGUCACGUCUUCUCGCUUUCCAUCACAACUUGGAACGGAGCUCUGGGCAAAGCGGCCACGUCGAAGGAUACGCCUGCGUUGGUACAAAAGUUUACAAUCCAUCUGGACGGUUCGCGCCAGGCCUGUGAGCGGUUCUGUGAUGGACUGAAACGGGGACUGAGGGAUGGCAUGAAGGAUGUCGAGGGCCUCAGGCAGGUGGUCGCUGGAUGUCACUCGGAGUACAUGCUGUCUGGCUCUCGGACGAUCAAGAAGGAGGGCGUGGAGGUCGAGACCACCAGGGAGCCGCCGGAUACGGGAUUGGGUCUGGUGUUUAGGUAUCCCGGUGACGCUAGGAAGCUGAGAGAUCGGAGUAAGAUGCGGUUAUGGGGAGAGUACAUGAGAGAAAACGGACGCAAUGCCACAAUGAUAAGGCAGCCUACGUUCCAUAAGCUCAUCCGAGUCGGCCUUCCAAACCGGCUACGCGGAGAGCUAUGGGAGAUCUGCUCUGGUUCAUUCUAUUCACGCCUACGAGCUCCAAACCUGUACGAGGAGACGCUGGCCAAGUUCUCUGGCCGUGAGUCUCUUGCAAUAGACGAGAUUGAGAAGGAUCUCAAUCGCUCUCUUCCAGAGUACCCCGGAUUCCAGAGUGAAGAGGGCAUCAACAGGUUAAGAAGAGUUUUGACAGCGUAUAGCUGGAUAAACGAAGAAAUAGGAUAUUGUCAAGCAAUGAACAUCGUCGUUGCUGCCCUGUUAAUUUAUACGUCUGAAGCACAAGCUUUCUUCCUUCUAUCAGUGCUAUGUGACCGGUUAUUACCCGGUUACUAUUCCACAACUAUGUACGGAACAUUGCUUGACCAAAAAGUGUUUGAGUCUCUUGUGGAAAAGACCAUGCCUAUUCUGUGGGAGCAUUUGGUAAAAUCUGACGUCCAGCUAUCCGUUGUCUCCCUUCCUUGGUUCCUCUCACUAUACAUCAACUCCAUGCCCCUUGUCUUUGCGUUCAGGGUUCUCGACGUCUUUUUCCUGGAGGGACCAAAAGUACUCUUUCAAGUCGGGCUGGCAAUUCUUCGAAUCAAUGGAGAGGAGCUACUCGACGUCACCGACGAUGGAACCUUUAUCUCUAUCCUCAAAUCUUACUUUUCCAGACUCGACGAGUCUGCACAUCCUCGUUCAGAAAACCCAAAGCUGCGUGCCAUCACUCGUUUCCAAGAGCUCAUGGUCGUGGCUUUCAAGGAGUUCUCGGGAAUAACCCACAGUACAAUCGUGGAGGAACGAGCGCAACACAAGGAUGCAGUCUUGAGCAAUAUUGAAAACUUUGCCAAGAGAACUUCUAUCAGAAAUCUCGGGCCAGAGAGUAAGAAGCUCAGCGUGGACGAUCUAGGUGCAACAUACGACCGUUUCUAUGACGUGCUAUAUGAUCGCCAACAAAAGAUAAAGGCCCAGGAAGAAGAAGAGAGGCGCCGAAAUAAGGCCGGAAGCAAGAACCCGGCACGAUACUCUACUCUCCUCCCCAAAGUCGAGGAACAAGUAAGCCGUGUUGGCCUUGGACCCAGCCCGUCGCUUAUGGACUAUGAUGGCUUUAGACAAUUCCUUGCAGCCACUGCCAAAUGGGCAGCCAGUGACUCUCCCCCUCGCAAGGAAUCCGCUUCUGAUCGAAAUGCCAGUAUAAGAGGACGCAAUAAGUCUUCAGACAGGUCAAAAUACCCUGCUCCUGCAGAGCACGACUUUUUAAGACGACUUUUCCGUAAAUGGGAUGUUGAUGGCAACGGCGGCCUCAGCUUACAGAACGUUGUCAAUGGCCUGGCUCAAAUAAAGGGCGGCAGAGAUAUAAUGAACACAAUAAAUUACUUUUUUGACCUAUAUGAUGACGAUGGCACUGGCCAAGUGGAUCGAGAGGGCAUACUUCGCAUGUCCGAGGCCCUCCUUUUCCUCUCAAGGAGAGGAUUUGAAGGCCUAAUCAACAUUAGGGCGAACGGGGAGAGCGAUCGAUUAUCAACUUCAACCCAGGAAGGAGACGUGCGAGCCCGACCUAAGCUCAGUGCUGACGAGAAGUUCCUAAGCAGUGUCAGCGACUUUAUCCAGCAUUGUUUUGAAUACGCUGAUCCCAGCCAUCCACAGAAUCAAGAACGUACAGAAGUGGAAUCGCAACUGGAAGCCUUUAGCAUCGGUGACGAUGAUGACGAUGAUGAGGAAGAAGAGUACCAUCCAACCCCUGACUCAGAGACGAAAGAGAAAGAAAAAUCAUUAGAGCCUGCAAGCGACGAAAUUCCGAACACUCCCCUAUCCCCUACUACCAAAGAAGCCUCAGAGGCAGCAAACGCAGCUCUAGAUCCUGCACACCCCUUACACAUCACACUACCGACCUUCCGCAUGGUCAUCCUCGCAGAUGAACUCCUUGAACAAUUCUUUGAAAGCUUUUUCCCUGAAUCAUUCCACCUCUCCGACCGUCCAUCCCAAGACACAUCUGCCGCACAGCGCUCUACAUCCCUCUCUUCCAAUCUCACCACCUUUACCAAUCUUGGCUAUAACCGCUCCUCUGGCGCAGCUACCGCUCCAUCCGGAGCCACAAUUGCCGGUGCAUCCGGCGGCAUCGUUCCGCCAGGCCACAAAGGUCUAAGAGGCGUUCUAGACAACAUCGUCUCAGACGGAAUGCGAAUGGCUGCCGAAGUCCGCAAGAAGAUGGAAGAAGCCCAGCGCGAAAUGGAACGGAACGCUCUCGGCAGCAGGGCGGACGAAGAAGAUGACGACGACGAUGACGAUGCAGCUUACUAUGAACGAAGGAAUACCGAUGCAUCUAAGCUUCGUGCACCAUCUAUUCGUGAAGGUGAUCGCGAUUUACUUGAAGGAGCUGAAGUGGCUAGUAUUCGGGAACGGGAAGGGUCGGAACAGGCUGAAGGCAGUGCUGCGAAUCCUUCCAAGUCAACGCUCUCGCCGUCGCCUGGUUCGCUUGUUCGACGGCCGUCAGACUUUAGUAUUGACAAGGUCGAGUUCGAGUCGUAG